AGCCGGAUCCCCGGAUCACCGCAGGCUGUCCCGGUCGGUGUGUGACAGUUCACGGAGCUGCAGGGACACAAACAGCGGCAACAGGGUGUUCGCUGGGUUCAGAGCACGGAGCGGCCCUGCUGGGCGGAACAGAGUGCGGGAAGCAGCAAGGAGCAGGUGGGCGGUGUCUGUCUGCGGAGCACCUGAAAUACAAGAGGCUACUCGACGCAGGCCCUUCCUCCCAUUCCUCCAGCAGCUGUGGGGUUUUUUAAAUUUUCAAAUUUGGUUUAAUCGCCAUCGUCCAUUUCGGAGGAUCAUUUAGUUGUCUGGAAGAAUGAGCACCUACACUGUGUCGCUGCCCGGCCCCGGCCCCUGGGGCUUCAGGCUGCAGGGGGGGAAGGACUUCAACAUGCCGCUGACUAUCUCUAGGAUCACUCCCGGCAGCAAGGCGGCGCAGGGCAACCUGGUCCAGGGUGAUGUCAUCGUCGCCAUUGAUGGCGUUGGAACCGACGGGAUGACUCACCUGGAGGCUCAGAACAAGAUCAAGAUGGCCAACUACAACCUGGCGCUCACCAUGACAAAGGCGAAGCGUCCCAUCAUGAUGCCACCGCCAAGAAUCGACGCCACUAUUCCCUUGAUCCCUCAUCAACAGGUUUUCCCUCUCACUGCUCCCAACCCAGGAUCCAACCACGCCGCCCUCCCCACCCAUAAGCCCAUAGAGGUGAAGGGCCCCGGCGGCAAGGCCACCAUCACCCACGCCCAGUACAACACCCCCAUUAGCAUGUACUCGCAGGACUCCAUCAUGGACGCCAUCGCAGGGCAGACGCAGGGGAAGGGGCAUGAAGUUGGCCCUACUGAGCAUGUUCCAGGUUCUGCCGACUCAACCCUCACCGCUCUGCAGCCUCUGGACCCCGCCCCCGCUUCACCUGGCCCCGACCCUCACAGCCAAUACGGUCAACCUCCUACUAUGCAUCACACUCCACAAGCCCCGCCUCCUCAGCAUUAUCAGCAGCCAGUCCAUCAGCCAUACCACCAGCAAGUCCCACAGCAGUACCAUCAUCAUCCCGCACAACAGGCCCCGCCCAUUCAGAGCUCCAUUCAGAUCCCUCUUGGCUCCGCCCCUUCCAAGGUGGUCAGCACCGCCCGCAUCUACCCCUCCCAGUCAGCCUCAGCUCCUGCUCCUGCUCCACCUCAGCCCCGCCCUCCAGCUGCUGCCCUGACCCCAGCUCCAGCUGGUCCUGCCUCCUCUAAUCGACCCCCCUGGGUGGCCGACACCAACUUCGCCAACAAGUAUGACCCCAGUAAGACAACCACCACUACCAUAAAGAUGCAGCCGCUACCCCAGGCUGCCCCUCCUCCACCAGCAUACAUCCCCAACCCCUCCUCCACCGCCCCUGCAGCUCCCAGCCCCGCCCCUGUCACACCAAGCCCUGCCCCGUUCUCACCUGUGGCGAGGGGCGUGGCUCAAAGGGCGGAGAGGUUCGCCGCUAGCAGCCGUACACCUCUGUGUGGGGCCUGCAACAGCGUCAUCAGGGGCCCUUUCCUGGUGGCCCUUGGCCGGUCCUGGCACCCUGAGGAAUUUAACUGUCACUACUGCCACAUGUCUCUGGCUGACGUGAGCUUCGUGGAGGAGCAGAACAACGUCUACUGUGAGAACUGCUACGAGGAGUUCUUCGCUCCCACCUGUGCCCGCUGCAACACCAAGAUCAUGGGGGAAGUGAUGCAUGCCCUGCGGCAGACGUGGCACACCACCUGCUUCGUGUGUGCGGCCUGCGGCAAAGCCUUUGGAAACAGCCUCUUCCACAUGGAGGAUGGAGAGCCAUACUGCGAGAAAGAUUACAUCGCACUCUUCAGCACUAAGUGUCAUGGCUGCGACUUCCCGGUUGAAGCUGGUGAUAAGUUCAUUGAGGCUCUGGGUCACACCUGGCACGACACCUGCUUCGUCUGUGCGGUUUGCCAUGUGAACCUUGAGGGCCAGCCUUUCUACUCAAAGAAAGACAAACCUCUGUGCAAGAAGCACGCUCACGCCAUCAACGUGUAGACCAACCGAGGGCAACGCUGCCAGACACAACGAGCGAGCACAUGGCAACGACUUUUACAAGAUGUGUGUAAAUGCUCUUUAUGCAAAAUACACUUUGUUUUUUUCUUUUUGUGCAUUAAUAUUAAUAAUGAAAACAAUGCUGCCUGAUGAUCUUGCUUCACUACAGAAACAGAAACUAAGUCUUGAUGUUUUCUGUUGUCAGUCCAACCCACUUUAUUAUGUACUUUUAUUUUUCUUGUGUUUUCUACCAGAAACUACUUGAGUGUUCGAUGUGACCGCUGUGCUGUUCAGCUCAGAGACGUUGGAGUUUUUUAUGGAGUCUCAAGUGUGCCAAAUGAAAUAGCUAUUUAUAUUCUUAUCAGUUAAUAAAAUAAUAGUAUAAUAUAAAUAACUGUUACUAAAGUUAUAAUGCAACACAUAAUUAAAAUAAAGAGCUCAUUACAUUCAAUGUUAAUAAUUUAAAUUUAAUUUGAUAAUAACAAUUUAACAAUCUUAAUUUAAUUUAAAUUAUUUGUAGCUUGUAUUGCACCUCAUUUGUACAUCACUUUGACAAAAGAGCCAAAUUAAUGAAUGUAAAUUUUAAUCAUUCACUUUAUGAAAUAAAGUAAUGUUAAAAUGCGUAAUGUAAAAAAGUCAAUUCAAUUUUUAAAUUAAAUUACUAUUUCAUUUUUAUGGUAAAAAUAAGGAAAUUGAAUUAUAACUAGCCAUGUUUAAUUUUUUUUAAUCAUAAUUUAAUUUUAUUUUUUUUUAACUUUGAGUUCUUUUUUGUUUCAAACUAAAUAUUUUAAAUUAAUUUCUUUCUUUUUUUAUAUAAAAUAAUCCAGAGGCAUACUCGAGACUCCAUUAGUUUGAACUGCUGCACAGCCGUAUUUUGUCUCCAGAAUAUUGUUCUCAUCAUAUCUUGGACUUGUCUUGGUAUUUGCCUAUUUUGAUCUCAACUUGUUUAGGUUUUUUGAAUGCUUUUUUCACUUAACUAAACUAACAAUUAUAUUUUAUUAAUGUUUGGUUCAGCACUACAAUGUAAAAUAGAAACCACAGACUGUAGAGAAACAAAAUGUCCUCAAACUUUAAUUCAUUGUUUAUUCAGAGCAGCAGCAGCAGCAGCAGCAGCAGCAGCAUUUUUAUAUUAAAAAAAAGUUUUUUUCCUGGUUUUGACAAGAGCAUGGCUGUCUCUCAGUGCCAGUGCAGUCUUGAAACUAGUCUUGGACCCGGUCUGGGCUCAGACUCAGGCAGAUGUCACACUGCAGCUGUGUGACAGUGAACUGAACAACAGAGCAGCCCAUGAAGAAGCCUUAUCUGAACUGUGUCUGACAUGUUGUUAGAAGUGAGACAGUGAAUGUAACACGACCAGGUGACACUUUCCACUGGCCUCAUGCAAGCAGGUUCACCUGUGUGGUUGAAUGAGUAAACAAAAAAAUUACUUGAAACAAAUAUGAAGACACAAAAAAAACAAAGAGAUGCAAAAGAAAUACAAAGAGACAUACAACGACUACAUCUACAUAGAGAUGCAAAAUGACCACAUAGAGAUGUAAAUGACUACAAAGAAAUGUAAAACGACCACUAAGAUACAA
Molecule: messenger RNA, 3591 nt
Organism: Epinephelus lanceolatus (giant grouper)
Lineage: Eukaryota; Metazoa; Chordata; Actinopteri; Perciformes; Serranidae
Product: LIM domain-binding protein 3-like
Biological process (GO): heart development; actin cytoskeleton organization; muscle structure development
Cellular component (GO): filamentous actin; adherens junction; Z disc
Molecular function (GO): actin binding; muscle alpha-actinin binding
Source: RefSeq, a predicted model, not a curated record